CGUUUCCCAACCGGAAGUGAGGGGGGAACGGUCCAGCCAGCCGCAGCUUCCCCCCCCCUCCCCACCGCCGCCCGGAGGAGAUGUGAUUGGGGGAGUGGGCGGGGUUCGCCUUCUCAUCCACCCGGGAGGUUGGCGAGGAAGGAGCGUGCGUGGAUGUCCCGCAGCACAUCCACCUUCAAAAUGGCUUCGAGGGGAACAAUCGAGACCAGCAAGUUGAAGCAGAACUUGGAAGAGCAGCUGGACAGGCUGAUGCAACAGCUGCAGGAUUUGGAGGAGUGCAGAGAGGAACUGGAUGCCAGCGAAUACGAAGAAACCAAGAAGGAGACUCUGGAGCAGCUGAGCGAGUUCAACAAUUCCUUGAAAAAAAUUAUCUCUGGCAAUAUGACCUUGGUAGAUGAGCUGGGUGGGAUGCAGCUGGCUAUACAAGCAGCCAUUAGCCAGGCUUUUAAAACUCCAGAAGUCAUCAGGAUGUUUGCCAAAAAACAGCCUGGGCAGUUGCGGACAAGAUUGGCUGAGAUGGACAGAGACCUGAUAGUGGGGACACUGGGACGAGAUCUCUACACUCAGCAGAAGGUGGAAAUCCUCACGGCACUCCGGAAGCUGGGAGAACAGCUGACCCCCAAUGAUGAAGCUUUCCUGUCAACAAACGCAGGAACUGCCCUCAGCCAGUUUGAGAAGGUUUCGACUGAUCUCGGAUCUGGAGAUAAAGUCUUCGCCCUGGCAAGCUUUGAGGUAGAAAAAUCAAAGCAAUGAAGACUCUUCUUUUUUUUUUUUCUUUUUUUUUUUUUUUAGAUGCAUUGGACUUUUUUUUAAUCACGUUGCAUUUGUGUGUUUCUUACCAAUCUUUUGUAAUAUUUGUUAUUCUAACAGUGAGUUGAUCUAAAACAUGUCGUAGCCUUUUCAGAGUCGGCAACCCACGUCUUGCGGCUGAAACACAGAGGUACUUUCUGAAAAACAGAAACACGAUGUUCCUAAUUUGCUGCUGCUGUCAGCUUUUGUGCAGGGCUGAGAGGUUGGCUCUCUCACCUUCUGUGUCUUUCGGAUGCACUCCGACUAGUAAAGUUGUUGCACGCGAUGAGCCUCUUUAGUGGGCCUUCAAUCUCAACAGCUGCAUAUGUUGAAUUACGUGCAGAAAAUCGAUCCUACUUAUUUAACUGACCCAUUUUUAAAAAAAUGGGGAAUAGGGGUUGUGGAACACAGCAAUCCUUGGUGGAAGUCAUGCCUCUCUAAAAUCCGAGAUUGCCGACAAGCCGACCGCCUAUUCUUCUAGCCUGUUUGAUGUGACCGGGUAUGGCUGCACAGCAAAGACUCGGCUGGCAAACAAUAGCACCCCUGUAAGGAAUUUUCUGGGCCAGUUUAACUUUGUGCAUCAGAAUGACAGCGAGCACAGUGGGAAGCAGCCGAAAGACGCGGGGCUUCUGGCUUGCCUUGUGCAGCUUGUAGCGUGACAGACUAUAAGCUAUUGUUCUUCCUGUAUGUUCUAAGGGCAGCAUGAAAUAGUGUCCUAAAUAGAAAUAAGGGGCUGUAGGGGGCCUUCCCUGUACAAGUGGGCUGCGCCGUUUCCUGAACAGAGAUUUCUGUGCCCUGCCUUUGUUAGACCUCUCAAACUGUUGCUUGGGUAUGAAGAUUUUAGCCUGAAUUAUUCAACAUUAUGAAUAUGUUGCAUUUUCAACACUGCUCGCCUUGAACCUUGGGAAAUGAAUCAAUUAGAAAACUAUCAUCAGCUAAAUGUGUCUUCUGCUCCAAGCAGCCCACUCAAAAACAAAAGGUGUUGCUAUUACUGCAUCUACCUUUGGGCCCUUCCAACUAAACCUGUCAAGUAGCCAGUUGAGAGAAGCUCUAAUUAAAAUAGAGGCAGAGGGAUUUCGCUUGCCUUACAAAUGUCCAUCUGUUUUGGAGGAUGGUGCCUGUGCCCAAAAACAUCCCCCCAAAGGGAAACCCAGUUCCCAUGUUGCUACUAAGCCAUGCUAUGGUUGGUGGGGUUUUGCUUAGCCCUGUCACCUGAGACUUGGUCAACAAGGUAAUUGAUCCAAGCUUUAGCAGUGUUUCUCAACCUUGACAA
Messenger RNA from Crotalus tigris (Tiger rattlesnake), 2062 nucleotides. It is a transcript of the gene LZIC, whose product is annotated as leucine zipper and CTNNBIP1 domain containing. The transcript is spliced from 7 exons. The record is from RefSeq and is a predicted model, not a curated record. Gene Ontology annotation, molecular function: beta-catenin binding. Gene Ontology annotation, cellular component: nucleus; beta-catenin destruction complex; cytosol. The coding region runs from base 154 to 753 and encodes 199 amino acids. Lineage: Eukaryota; Metazoa; Chordata; Lepidosauria; Squamata; Viperidae. Gene Ontology annotation, biological process: negative regulation of Wnt signaling pathway.